GGGAGGGGAGCCGGAACCGGGAUAAGAGGGGAAGCGCUCGCCGCCGCUCUUGCCGGUAGCCCUGCUACUGUGGCGAAUCUGCCGCGGCGAACGUAGGGGCCCCGGCGUGGUGGUGGUAACGGCCGCGGGCUCCUCGGGGGCGGGGGACCGCCUGGAAGCGACCGCUAGGCCGGCGAAGGCUCUGGCAAAGCUCUUUAACAGAGGAGCCCUAGAGGACCCCCAAGCCAUUAGCCAUGGCUGUACCUAUUGCUGUUCUUGACUGUGACCUCUUGCUCUAUGGCCGCGGACACAGGACUUUGGAUCGCUUCAAGCUGGAGGAUGUCACGGAUGAGUAUCUAGUAUCCACGUACGGCUUUCCCCGACAGUUCAUUUACCACCUGGUGGAUCUCCUGGGAGCCAGUCUCUCUCGCCCUACACAGCGGUCCAGGGCCAUCAGUCCGGAGACACAGAUACUUGCUGCACUGGGUUUCUAUACCUCCGGCUCCUUCCAGACUCGCAUGGGGGAUGCUAUUGGCAUUAGUCAAGCCUCCAUGAGCCGCUGCGUUGCCAAUGUAACUGAGGCAUUGGUGGAAAGAGCCUCACAGUUUAUUCACUUUCCUGAGGAUGAAGCUACCGUACAGAGCCUGAAGGAUGACUUUUAUGGGCUGGCAGGCAUGCCAGGAGUGCUGGGGGUGGUUGACUGCACCCAUGUGGCAAUUAAAGCGCCAAAUGCUGAGGACCUGUCCUAUGUGAACCGAAAGGGUCUCCAUUCUUUGAACUGCCUGAUGGUGUGCGAUGCCAGAGGAGUCCUCCUGAGUGCAGAAACGCACUGGCCGGGCAGCCUGUCCGACUGCACGGUAUUGCAGCGGGCAGCCCUUACAAGACAAUUUCAAACUGAGCUACAUAAAAAUGGCUGGCUCCUUGGUGACAGCUCCUUCUUUCUCCAGACAUGGUUGAUGACCCCUCUGCAUAUCCCCGAGACACCUGCAGAAUAUCGUUACAACAUGGCACAUUCUGCCACUCACAACGUCAUCGAGCGGACAUUCAGAACCAUUCGGUCGCGUUUCCGCUGCCUGGAUGGGUCCAAAGGCACCCUGCAGUAUUCUCCGGAGAAAUCCAGCCACAUCAUUCUGGCCUGCUGUGUGCUUCAUAACAUCUCCCUGGAACACGGGCUGGACGUGUGGUCUUUGCCGGCCACGGGACACAUGGAACAACCAGAAGAAGAGUAUGAGCAAAUGGAAUCAAUGGACUCGGAAGCCUGUCGUAUUCGUCAGCAGCUUUUACUUAGUCAUUUUAGCUAACGUUGUGACAGAGGGAAGGCUUCUAACGGUUCAUCUGGGAAGAUAUACAGAGUAAAUAUGCCCCCUCAUCUUCAAGUCUGUAAAGACUAAGUAGAUGUGAGACCGGGAGGAAAUUUUACUCCCUUCAUUGCAGGUGGUAUUCUGAACUUCUCUCAAUCUCUCCAGAGAUGCAAUUUAAUUGUUAAAUUUUUACUGUUGUGAUGCUUAGACUCCCCUUUCACCUGACUUAGAGAACAAAAAAACUGACUAAUAUGAGAUCAGUGGAGAAACUUGGGAAAUUGUCUUUAAUGAUGAAAAAUCUGUAAGCCUUGCACUGUUUUACAAAGCAAUAGUUCUAUGCCACUUUGCAAUGCAAAA
Molecule: messenger RNA, 1637 nt
Organism: Grus americana (Whooping crane)
Lineage: Eukaryota; Metazoa; Chordata; Aves; Gruiformes; Gruidae
Gene: HARBI1
Product: harbinger transposase derived 1
Exons: 3
Coding region: 234-1280 (348 amino acids)
Source: RefSeq, a predicted model, not a curated record